Molecule: messenger RNA, 1081 nt
Organism: Cherax quadricarinatus
Lineage: Eukaryota; Metazoa; Arthropoda; Malacostraca; Decapoda; Parastacidae
Source: RefSeq, a predicted model, not a curated record
AAUUUAUCCUUUUAGGAAAGAGACAAGGACUUUUGGCAAUCUCAGGAGGAAGAACGUGUUAAGAAGCUCGUUGAGGAACAUCAAGUUAGUUUAGAACACAGUAGGCGCCUGAAGAGAAUGCAGUCUGACCGCAUAGAAUUUCUAAACCAACUCAAAUCCUCGCGUCGAUCUGAAAUUGAGAAGAAGCUUAAUGAUUUCAAUGCUCGUCUUGAAGUGGAACGAAAGAAACGUCUUGCUGAGAGGAAAGAGCAGAGACGUCGUGAACGUCGAGACACUUACUACCGUAAAAAAGCAGAAGAGGAGCAACAGCGAAGGGAUGAAGAGCUCAAAAAGGCAAGAGAAGAACAGGAGAGGUUAGAAAGGGAGCAGAGAGAGAGAGAGGAACAAGAAUAUUUUGAGAGAAAAGCACAAUUAGACAGACAGGCUGAACUCCAAAGAGAACGAGAGAGAGCUAUUGAGGAAAAGCAGAGAAUGGAUGCAGGUCGCCGCAUUGGUGUUGAGGAGACAGGCUGGAGAAGGGGUCCUUCACGAGAUGAACAACGAGAAGAACCAAAAGAUGAAACACCACCACCACCUCCACCUGCUGUAUCAGGACACCCGGCACGUGAACCUGAAAGAGAAGGUGGUGAGCGUUCUGGCGUUUGGAGGGCUGGAGGAGGUGGCUGGCGAGAGAAGGAACGUGAAAAGUUGGAUGUAUGGCGCCGCAAAGAUGACGAUGCUGAUCGAGAGCCGGUACCGGAACCUAGAGACCGUGGGAAUCGUGAUAUCAGACAAGAUGAGCCACCACCACCACCCAGGGACAGAGGAAAUCGUGAUAUCAGGAGAGAUGAACCUCCAAAAGAUUUGCGUCGUGAUCGUGAAGACAGGGUUGGUUUUGGCAGAGACAGGGAAGAACGUGGUGGUGGUUUGGGCAGAGAGAGAGAAGAGCGUGGCUUUGGAAGGGAUAGAGAUGAUCGAUUUGGCAGAGACCGUGAAGAUCGUGGUGGAUUUAGUAGAGAGAGAGAUGAUCGGUUUGGCAGCAGAGAUGAAAGAGGCACUUUUGGAAGCAGAGAUGAUAGGUAAAGAACUUUUAUUUUUCAUA